GGUUCAAGUUAUAAAGUAACAGGGAGAUAUACUUUGCAGUGUCUAGGCUAGCUGCCCUUAGUUAUUACAAUUAGAUCUACCCUUUAUCCAACAUAAAACUGGAACAUUUUGGAAAAGAGGAACCCCUAAAAGCUUAGCUAUAUACAACCUAUCGGUCAGCACAAAUAAUUUAUUAACUGCAAAAUGAUAUAUAAUUUACUAGUCAUCACCCAAAGAUUAGGAACCAGCAACAUACAUUCUGGGUGUUUAAUACCUGUAUGUGUAUUCUUCUGUUUCCCCAUAGUUGAUCGGAUGAUCUGGUUCCUCAAGCCUCUGUCCCAACUGACUUAUCCUGCCCCUUGCCAUCAACCCACUUCAAAGUCCCUGACCAUCCCUGCCCACUUGUCUCACCUGCCCGUCCCACAGACCCUUCGCCCCAGCACUGUCCCUUCUGUGUCCCUCACUAUCGCUGGUCAGUACAUCGUGGACGACACUGACUUUGUUGAAGUAGAUCUCGUGGAUGAGGAGAUCAUCCAGCCAACCCACUCCUUCCUGAAGGCCUUGCUAUCUAGGGUGGCCAACUUCUUCAGAAGAGUCAAGAGUGUGUUUAAGAAGAAGGAUGAUUAGGCAGUGAACUCUGAACACAUAUGUAUAUACUUAUAUACAAA
Molecule: messenger RNA, 647 nt
Organism: Haliotis rufescens (red abalone)
Lineage: Eukaryota; Metazoa; Mollusca; Gastropoda; Lepetellida; Haliotidae
Exons: 2
Coding region: 184-606 (140 amino acids)
Source: RefSeq, a predicted model, not a curated record